AUGAAUGAGGAUCAAUAUUUUUCAUUGAGUAAGCAUUUAAUUCUGGUUCCUUGUCAUUCAAUUUGGGACCCAACUUACAGAUCAAAUGAUAAAAUUGGAAACUAUGGUCAAGAUGGUGGAUCAUGGGACCUUGCAGAUUUCCAAAAAGAGGGCCACGAUCAUAUCAGUUUUAUAAAACAUGCAUUAAAAGCUGUCCAGACCUUGAUUAAACAUAUUGUCAAAAACAAUGAUAUUUUGGAUGAAUCAUUAAGAAAUUAUCCCAUAUUAAUAUUUAGUGGUUCACAAACUUGUAAAACAACAAGAGAUUCUGAAGCCCAAAGUUAUUGCCGUGUGUUAAAUACCAUAUUCUCCAACUAUAAGUACGGUUCAAUAUCAGCUUUCAGAGGAGAUAAGGAAAUCGAAUGUUUGAUAAAAGAUAUAAUUUCAUCAGCUGCUGUUUUAGAAAUGGAUAUUAGUGAAAUAAUGACAAAAUCGUUUAUUACUACUGAAGAAUUUUCCUUAGAUUCAUUCCAAAACGUAUUGUAUUCUCUAUAUAGAUUUAAAGAAUACACUGAUAACUACCCCAACAAGAUAACUAUUGUUGGGUUUGGAUUCAAAAAAGAAAGGUUUCUGAAUUAUCAUUUAAAUGCUAUUAAUUUUGACCUUGAGGAUGUCGAAUACAUAUCAUAUGAGCCAAAUCCACUUUACUUGAACUAUUUGAAAAAUCCCAAUGACAUCAAAGAAAUAAAUAACGAUCCCAUAUGCAUAGGAUAUUACAAAUGUUUACAAAAAUCUGAAGAAGAUAAUGCUCUAGCUUUAUUUAAAAAUGAUUGGUAUGGUAUACGUGGUAAACUAGCUGAAAAAAAAUUUUAUCGCAACCAUCACAAACGAUUUCCCGGCUAUAAGGCUUUAGAGUUAAUUUCUUUUGAUGGAGAUAUUUCCGAUAGGGAGUUCUUUGACAGAUUUAUUAAAGGAAAAAUGCCAUGGUCAAAGCCAUCAAAGUUAAUUUAA
This is a messenger RNA of Tetrapisispora phaffii CBS 4417, 990 nucleotides long. RefSeq lists its product as uncharacterized. The record is from RefSeq and is a predicted model, not a curated record. NCBI's taxonomy places the organism in Eukaryota, Fungi, Ascomycota, Saccharomycetes, Saccharomycetales, Saccharomycetaceae. The transcript has a single exon. Gene Ontology annotation, cellular component: cytoplasm. Bases 1 to 990 code for a protein of 329 amino acids.